Messenger RNA from Rhopalosiphum padi (bird cherry-oat aphid), 2160 nucleotides. Its product is annotated as ring canal kelch homolog. NCBI's taxonomy places the organism in Eukaryota, Metazoa, Arthropoda, Insecta, Hemiptera, Aphididae. The record is from RefSeq and is a predicted model, not a curated record. The transcript is spliced from 11 exons. Gene Ontology annotation, molecular function: protein binding. Bases 310 to 2070 code for a protein of 586 amino acids.
GACCACGUUAAAACUGUUGUCUAUGUAAGCAUGGCUAAAUAUAUGGCCAUGCAUGUAAGUACCUAUUCUAAUGCUAGUAGUUAGUAGAUACCUAACCUAAUGAGUCCAGUAGUCCGACUCAAGGUAAUUUUAAUUUAAAUAUUUUUAAAUAUUGUCCGAUGUAAAAUAUUGAAUAAAUAAGUUUUAAUUCUAAAUGUUAAAUGUACCUAAAUAAAUUAUUGAAUUUAACCAGAAUCACAAAUUGAUCCGAUUUGAACACUACUACAGUUGCGUAUUUGAAAAAAUUGUAACAAUUGCUUAAAAAGUAAUAUGUCUGUGAAAGAGAUGGAUCCUGCACAAAAGCUUGUUCUGAAAUCAAAUAAAUGUGAACCUGAACAUUUUAAAAACAGUUCUCACAAGGAUAGAGUGUUUGAAGUACUUCAGUCUUCACGUAACCAGGAUGACAAUUUUUGUGAUAUUAAAUUACUAACAGAUGACGGCACUAUAGUAUUUGGACAUAAAAGUAUAUUGGCAUCAGCUACUCCUUACUUCAAGGCUAUGUUUUCUAGUUUUGCCGAAAGUAAUAAAGAUCUUGUUAUUAUAAGAAAGUUAGAUUCAACCAUUUUACAACUGUUGAUAGACUACAUUUAUACAGGAGAAAUCAUGAUCACUCAAGAAAUUGUACAAGUUGUGUUACCAGCUGCAGACCUCUUUCAGCUGGACUAUGUAAAACAAGUAUGCAUUGACUUUUUACAAAAACAAUUGGAUCCUUCAAAUUGUCUUAGCAUUAAAGCAUUUGCUGACUUACAUAACUGUAUAGAAUUGUUGUCAAGCUGUGAAGCACAUAUUAAAAAACAGUUUUUAAAAGUGGUUGAACAUGAUGAGUUUCUAUCUUUAUCAUCCGGAAAAGUGAUUAAGUUAAUCUCCUGUAACGAUAUUAAUGUUCCAUUUGAGGAAAAAGUAUUUGAAUGCGUCAUUAAAUGGGUUAAACAUGAAUUUAAAUUGAGAAGAUGGUUUUUACCAAAUCUAAUGGAACAUGUGCGUUUACCAUUAAUUUCAAAAGAGUAUUUAUUAGAAAAAGUAGUUGAUGAACCUCUUCUUAAAAAUAAUUCUAUAUGUAAAAAUUAUGUAUUUGAAGCAUUACGUUUUUCUUUAAUUAAGUUAACAAAUACUUCCAGUAUUCCACAAACGAUUUGGAGUAAACCUAGGUUACAACAACAAGUUAUUCUAGUGUUAGGUUGGUCUGACUUUGAAAAGAAGAAUAUUACAAAUUGGUAUGAGCCAGCAACCAACCUAAUGCAUAUUGCACCGAAAAUGAUUAAAUCCCGUGAUAAAGCUAGUUUGUGUGUUGUAAAAGAUCAAUUUGUGUUUGCUAUAAGUGGUUAUAAAUCACAUCUUCUUCCAAAAGACAACUUUAUGCUUGAUAUAUCUUCAUCAUCAUGUUGGGUUCGCAGGAUUGGAACGUUAGUAAGCCGAAUAAAUUUUGGAAUUGGAGUAUUAGAUAAUUGUAUAUAUGCUAUUGGUGGAAAUGAUAUUAAACGCAAUUCACUAAAUAGUGUAGAGGUUUUUAACCUUUUUACUGAACAAUGGAAAAUGGUAUCUAGUAUGUCUAAUGAGAGAUGUAAAUUUAGUGUUGGAAUACUCAAUAACCUCAUAUAUGUAAUAGGAGGUUUGAAUUUGAAAUCUGUCGAAUGUUAUGAUCCCAGUCUUGACAAAUGGAACCCAGUUGCAGAAAUGUCAAAUAGGCGGUAUAAUCAUGGUGUAGGAGUUUUGGAUGGUAUAAUGUAUGCCAUUGGUGGAACUAAUGGAACAUCUCUUAAAAGUGUUGAAGCCUACAGUCCAACUGCUGGAGUUUGGUCGUCUAUUGCCGAUAUGAAUUUAUAUCGAGAAAAUCCUGGAGUAGUGGCAUAUGAUGGUUUAUUAUAUGUUUUUGGAGGAAGUUCUAAUUUGUUGAACAUAUUUGAUAUUUCAAGUUCUGUUGAAAUUUAUAAUCCCAGAACCAAUUCCUGGUUAGUGAAAACAAUAUCAAUAAGUCAUCGAAUUUAUGGAGCAGUGGUAGUUAAUAGGCCACCAUAUUUACAAACUAAUUAGUAGAAACAAUAUCUUUAUUGUGAUUUUAACCUUAUUCAUUUUUGACUGAUAAAUGAUAAUAUAUAAAUUAGUGUUCUAGGUUUCCGUCUA